Molecule: messenger RNA, 1321 nt
Organism: Brachypodium distachyon (stiff brome)
Lineage: Eukaryota; Viridiplantae; Streptophyta; Magnoliopsida; Poales; Poaceae
Product: cell division cycle-associated protein 7
Exons: 8
Coding region: 157-975 (272 amino acids)
Biological process (GO): regulation of DNA-templated transcription
Cellular component (GO): nucleus
Source: RefSeq, a predicted model, not a curated record
CGCAUCCCACAAAACAUAGCCGUUACCCCCUUGCAUUCGAAUUUCACAUCUUGCCGUCGCUCGUCGGCCAACGCACAGCCACAGCUAGCCCGGUCAGAUCCAGAGCAACCACGCCGGUCGCGCCGCAGCCGACCACUGAAACCCGCCGCUGUCGCCAUGGGAAGGCUGGGCGACAAGUCCGACUACGAGAGCGUCCGCGAGGCCCGCAUCUCCGAGAACAAGGCCCGGAUGGAGAUGCUCGGCCUGCUUCGCUGCACCGGGGAGCUCAGCGCCAUCGCGUCCGCCUCGACCCGCCGCGCCGGAAGCGUCACCCCGAGGAAGAGCCCCAAGCCGCCGCUGGUCCUCACCCCGCUCCGCCGUUCCGGCCGCCUGAUCGCUGCCACGACCACGACAGGCCGCCGCUUCUCCGCCCGGCUGAACGGGCAGUCCGUGGAGCACAAGGCGCUGCCUUACAAAGGAAAGUAUGCAGAGGAAGAGGAGGACGAGAAGAAGAAGGCGGUGGUGGUGAUCGACAAGCAGAGGCUGCGGGUGCUUCAGGAGAGGCGGUGCGACAGCAAGGGGAGGGGGGCCGUGUACGACUCUCUUCUUGGGAUCUGCUGCCAUUUCUGCAGGCAGAAGAAGCUGUGCGGGGAGGAGGACUGCAAGCGCUGCGGGGAAGGUGACUUCGAACAGCCAUGCAUAGGGAAGACGGACUGCUCCUCCUGCCAUUCGUCGAACGGGAUACUCUGUCGUGCCUGCCUUAAAGUUAGGUACGGCGAAGAGAUGGAAGAGGUCAGGAAGAACAAGAACUGGAUGUGCCCUCACUGCAUUGAGGAGAAGGGCAUCAAGAAAUUCUGGAUAUGCAACAGUUCCAUCUGCUUGAAGAAGAGGAAGAUAGCACCUACCGGGAUCGCCAUAUUUGACGCGCGGGAGCAAGGGUAUGAGUCGGUCGCUCACCUCCUCAUGGACCAGCUGAAGCGCAGCAGAGCAUUUUGAAGACGACGAUGACUGCCUGGAAUUUCUUCCCUGCUCACACGAUUCUAGUAAUGAUGGUGAUGAUUUGUUGCUUUUGUUGGGAGUAUCUAAUCAUCUUAGAAGAGAAGCUAGUGUAGAAAUGAGUUGCCGAUUCUGUGCUGAAGAAUGUCCAGCUAAGAAACCUGAUGUCCUUAGAUAGUGAGAGAUCCGUUUUGCUGAAAGAUGGAAGGGUUGAUUUUGUGUCGCCCAUGCAUAUGUUUGUGUCUGGAUUUGGAAGGAAGUAAACUGGAAUCAGAUGUGGACGAUGGUCUUUACCAUGUCUGUUGUGGCAUUCCUGGAUCAUGACUCCUAAACUAUCACUUGUGCA